GAGUAGGUGCUCCCACCACGCGUACAAUUAAGAAACCUCGCCUAUCAAAGUUUUCGUGCAUUAGCCUCAUUGUAUAAGUUCCAUCAGGAAAUAAUCACAAAAGCGACCAGAAAACGGAUGGUCUUGUUAAAUAUUGUCUUUUCUCGCUCUGGGAAGUUUCCAGUCUUCUCUUUCCUUCAUUUUUCUGCUAUACGCUUUGUUUGGAUUCUGAGAAAAUUCGACGACUAGGGUUUCUUGCGAGUUGCGAUUCCACUUCUUCACAACCACUCAAAGGAUUCCUCUCUUGCAAAUGGGAUUGUGGGAUUCCAUUUUUGAUUGGCUCCGGAGCUUAUUUUAUAAACAGGAAAUGGAACUUUCUCUUAUAGGCCUUCAGAAUGCAGGAAAGACAUCUCUUCUUAAUGCCAUUGCUACAGGAGGCUACAGUGAGGACAUGAUUCCAACUGUGGGUUUCAAUAUGCGAAAAGUUACAAAGGGAAAUGUAAUAAUAAAGGUUUGGGACCUGGGAGGGCAACAGAGGUUUCGUACCAUGUGGGAGCGUUACUGCCGAGGUGUCUCUGCAAUUCUGUAUGUAGUUGAUGCUGCUGAUAGAGACAGUGUUCCUAUAUCUCGAAGUGAGCUACACAGCCUCUUGACAAAACCAUCCUUGACUGGAAUUCCUUUACUUGUUGUUGGCAACAAAAUUGACAGGUCGGAAGCUCUUUCGGAGCAAUCGUUGGUGGGUCAACUAGAUCUCAAGUCAAUCACAGGUAGAGAGGUGGGUUGCUACAUGAUCUCGUGCAAGGAUUCCGUGAACAUAGACCUUGUAAUUGAUUGGCUUAUCAAACACUCAAAAACACCAAACUGAUCCUAUGAUGUGAUAUGUAUGCCCUGUUUCCUAGUUUGAUUAAGGAUGAAGGUGGAAGGCCUUAGCCGCCCAGAAGCAUGACUGCUCAUACUUGUGUGUGCAUAUACUCAUUACAUCUAUUUUGUUGCAUUUAUGCACCAAAAAGUGCUUUGUAAAGUAGUGACAAUAUGAGUAAGUUUUAUUAUU
This is a messenger RNA of Vitis riparia (riverbank grape), 1030 nucleotides long. Its product is annotated as ADP-ribosylation factor-like protein 8c. The record is from RefSeq and is a predicted model, not a curated record. Gene Ontology annotation, molecular function: GTP binding; GTPase activity. Gene Ontology annotation, biological process: protein transport. The coding region runs from base 290 to 844 and encodes 184 amino acids. NCBI's taxonomy places the organism in Eukaryota, Viridiplantae, Streptophyta, Magnoliopsida, Vitales, Vitaceae. The transcript has 6 exons.